GGCAGUGCCACCGGAGGCCCGGCGGUUUCAGAGCUUCGCCCGGGACGACAAACCGCGGACGAGCCGAGUGCGGGAUACCCCGGUCGCGUUUCACAGUCUCCGUCGACCGAUCCGAGGUAUAUACCGAGUGUCCGCGCAGUAAAAAAAUCGCGGGGUAAAAAAGAAAGGGAAAGAGGGGGGAGAGAUCCCGAUUGUGAACGUCGAGGUAGACCGAUUCGUGACCUUGGUGCGCGCGACACUUUUUCGGUCCUCCGGUGAUCCUCCGGAUCGGUCGGAUAUAAUCCCGAGCGCUCGUCUACAGGACUCAUCGAUCUCGGCCACGAUCCGCCGGCACGUUUCGGUGAUCCAACGGCAACGAUAAUGUGAUAUCACAGUGUCGUGAAAGGAAGGAAGAGAAAGAACGAGCAACGCGGGAGUAUGCGCGACUCUUGGUAGCGGAAGGCUGGAAGAUGAACGGGACGACGACGGAUGAUUAUUAAGCAGAGGAAACGACGGGAGAAGGGGAUGCACCGAGGUGUUCCAUGAGAUGUCAGUGGAUCCAGGGACAGUUUCGCCAACGUCGUCGUCGUCGUCGUCGUCGUCAUUGUUGUCGUCGUGAUCACCAUGAGAAGGUCCUCCUACGUCAACUACUACGUCCUGUGCCUCGUGUGCUGGAUCCUACUAGGUAUUAGCGGGGUGAGUACGAGGUCUCAUUCGUUGGUGAAGAGGUUCGACGGGAUUUACACGGGGCCUUACUUUGACUCGAACACUCCAACGAAUAUCACAGCGCAGCUGGGCACUCACGCUUACCUACCGUGCAAAGUGCGGCAGCUUGGUAACAAAUCAGUUUCCUGGAUCAGAAGAAGAGAUUCGCAUAUCCUCUCGGUGGAUAGAACCAUGUUCAUUCCGGACGAAAGGUUCCAAGCGAUUUUCGGGGAGGCGGACACAUGGACGCUGCAAGUAAAAUAUGUCCAGGCGCGCGACGAAGGCGAGUACGAGUGCCAAAUCUCGACCGACCCGAAGAAGAGUCACAUCAUCAAGCUCAACAUCGUCGUGCCAAAGAUCGAGAUCUUGGGGGAUCGUGACAUGUACGUGAAGACCGGAAGUACAGUCGCGAUACGAUGCGUGAUAAAGCAGUCCCUCGAGGGCCCGUUCUACGUUUUUUGGUACCACGAGGGCGAUCGCGUUCUAAACUAUCAGCUGCACAAGAUCGACAUUCAGACGAAGAGGAUCGAUCAAGAUACGGUGAGCAGCCUCGUGAUCCACAACGCGAGACGAGAGGACUCGGGUAACUAUACUUGCAGCCCGAGUAACCUGGAUAGCGCGAGCGUGCAGCUGCACGUGCUAAACGGGGAACAUCCCGCGGCGAUUCAAAGAGGCAUCAGUUCAGCACCGGGUGGUUGUCCCACCCUGUGGUGGCUGGCAGGAGUGGUGACAUUGUACUCGAGUCACGGCAGUCGCCCGUUCGUCCUCGUUCUUCUGAUCCUUAUGGUUCUCUACUCGAAAAAUCCAUCUUACUUUGCGACGGAACGAUAAUCAGGCAAGACUGUAAGGAUGGUAUACGCGUAUAAUCGAUUAUCUCCUGCUACGAGACCCCGACUACCUCGAGAGAAGAGAUCCUCGACGGACCGAUUUCCCGAGAUCGGAAACAAAAAGGACGAGAGGGAGAGAGGAUUAGGAAGAUGGAAGGUAAAAUGAAAGAGAGAAGAAUAAAGAUUCCGGAGGUAGUAUGUUUUUUCUCGCGCGAAGUAAGAGUUAGAGGUUUAUCUCGAUUAUCGAGACAGUGAUCCGGCCGUUAGAAAUUAGGACUUAGUUAAUUAUAUGAAUUCUUGUUAAAUUGCUGCGAGAGCUAUACGUGCUGGAAAAGCUACGAAAUUUUUGACGUUGUCGAAAAUAUAAAUUAGGUCGAGCUUGAAUAAGAUAAACGGGUGGUUCGUGAACGUGUUUUCAACAUUUUCAUUAAGGAAUGGAUCGUGACUAAAAUCAUUUUCAUCAUUUUUUACGCGCGUCAAACUGUUCAUUGAUUUUAUAAUACAUUUUUUAGAAACUAUAUCUAAAAUAAAAUCAUUAUUUUAAGAAGAAACGCGUCUACAUUUACGCUUUUACAUUUAAAUUGUUUCACGUACUUCCCGUUUGUAUUAGCCCGACAAGAUAGAAAGUUACGAAAUCUCAAAGAGGAGUGCUCUAAAAAAAUAAUCGCGAGAUCUUGUCGCGAGGGCGUUGGGUAGUUUCGUAGCGCCCGUUACAAGAAGGCGAUAAUGUGACGAGAAAUAUAUGUAGGAAUGAAAAGGGAGAGAGAAAGAGACAGGAAGCGAGAGAGAGAGAGAAAGACACGACAUAGAAAAAGAACCAUUUAUGAGAGAAUGGGAAAAAGCAGAAGAAAAACUUCGUCCGCGCCUCUCGAAUAGAAUUGAAACUUGUUCGAUGAAUUUUCGAAAUGCGAUGUGAUUUAUUAUAUUCGAUAGCGACCGAUUAUAACAAGCGUGUCUAUACUCGACGUCUAUCGCAUGAUCUAGGAUCGUCCAGAGAUUGAGCGAUCUCGGCCAUUGUCUCUUAGAUGAUUUGUCGAUAUGCGCUCAAAAUCGAUUAGAAUCUUUUGAAAUUUUUAACAAUACUGUCCUUCCAAAGUGGUUUGUGAAACACAAACCCGAGGAAGGACAGAGAGCUUUCAACCAAACGAAACGAUUCUAUUGGAAAAGAUUUAAAAAAUGUUAUCAAUAUACGACGAAGGUAAUAUUCGAAACAAAAUAACUCAUAUCAAGCGACGUCUUGCCAUAUCAAAUUCAAAUUAGUCGCGUAAAAUGUUCCAAGCACAAAAACAGAUUUGGAAACAAAAAAAAAUAUAUAUAUAUAGAGAGAGAGAAUAUCACAUUUUAUUAGUUUUACAAUUUUGAUUUAAAGGUUCAUCGACCGAGAUAACUGCCAGACGAGAUGUCGCGAUGGAAAUUAUCACUGCCCCUAUAAAUACGUUAAUCUCGUUCAAAGACGACAAGCGACUCGAGACGAUCCGCGAUCAAUAUUUUAUUAGUAUUAAAAGCGCAUUGAGUAUACACACGCCAAUCAAAAUAAUAUCAUACAUCCGCGCAUGCACAGGCGAAUUUACCGCGACGUGGGCCUCGCAGACCGACACACAUUAUUCCACCGAUCCACGUGGUUUUAUAGAAAAAAAAAUUGGAAGAUCUUUUAGAAAUAUAGAGGAAAUUUAUAUACACAUUCUAAAGAGAUUUUAAUAUUCACAGAUAAAACUUUUAUUCUUUCCUCUCAAAAGUUUUCGAAAUUAAUAAGAUAGCUAUCUCUCUAUUAAACGUUUAUUCACGUAUUUACGACGUAUUAAAUAAGAUAUUUGUUCUAUAUAAAAAAUUUACAAAUGUGUCCUACUAUAAUCUAUACAAAUUUUAUAUAUGUAUUUUAAAUAAUGCUUUGAUUCUUCUUCGAUGAUUUUUUUAUGGAUCAUUGAAUAUUUCAAAUAGGUAUUUAAUAAUAGAGGCGAAUACUUUCGGUAACUAUACCGUUUUGAUAACAUCUCGCGUAUUUUCACGGUUUUUGGCCCACGGCGUGCCUGCCUCUGAGCAUGAUCGGUUGUAUAAUUUAGCGAACGAGCGUACGGCUUUCCGGUGAGGUGCCCUUCCACGCACCCCCGCGAAUUUGCUUUCUUCUCGCAAGUACUAGAAGAAAUAUACUGUUUUUUAUAAUAUUAUAUAUAUAAAUAAAUAUAUAUAUAUAAAU
Molecule: messenger RNA, 3705 nt
Organism: Nylanderia fulva
Lineage: Eukaryota; Metazoa; Arthropoda; Insecta; Hymenoptera; Formicidae
Product: neurotrimin
Biological process (GO): synapse organization
Cellular component (GO): neuron projection membrane
Source: RefSeq, a predicted model, not a curated record